Messenger RNA from Cloeon dipterum, 1747 nucleotides. Its product is annotated as protein yellow-like. The record is from RefSeq and is a predicted model, not a curated record. The transcript is spliced from 4 exons. NCBI's taxonomy places the organism in Eukaryota, Metazoa, Arthropoda, Insecta, Ephemeroptera, Baetidae. The coding region runs from base 6 to 1730 and encodes 574 amino acids.
UGUAUAUGCGUCUUGUUCGUCGCUCUGCUCCGAAUUCUCUCAAAAUGGCUGCCUUAAAAUGGUUGUGGACAGUUAAAAUCAUGACUCCGGUCUUGUGUGCCAUUUUCUUGCUCUGCCUUUCAUCCCUGGCCAUUGCCGCCAACUUCACUCAGGUCUACGAGUGGCCUGAUAAGUUGGACUACGAGUGGCCGUCAGAGGAAAACAGGACGAAGACCUUUAAACCAGAGGAUAUUUUUCCUCGCAACGUGGCAGUGUACGAAUCAAGGAUCUUCCUCAGCCUUGAUACAUAUGGUAACGACAUUCCGGCGACUCUGGUGUCUUUGCCGACGAGCAGCGAGUCCUUUGAACCCCCGAAGCUCACUGCAUUCCCUUCGUGGGACAUUCAUGGAAAGGGACAUUGCAACAAAAUAGAAAAAGCAAGUGGACUGGAAAUAGAUUCCGUUGGAAGGCUCUGGGUGCUCGACAGCGGAAGCGACACUUGCAAAAAAUCCAAAUUAUGGACAGUGAACUUGUCCAACCGCGACCAAACCAAACUAAUUCACCAGUUCCCUUUUCAAAAAUCGAUGAACGACUUGGCGAUUGACGAAACACCUGACGGAACCUUGGCCUACAUCUCGCGGUGGGAUGAACCAAACAUUGUCGUCUUUAGUUUGGAGAAAAAUACGUCUUGGGUAGUGGUCACGCCAGGAAUAAUAAAGGCAUAUUCCAUCGCCCUGUCCCCUCAGGAGGAACCGAGACAGCUCUACCUCAGCUAUUGGAACUCCACUGAUCUGUUUUCAAUUUCCGUUACCACCCUCCGCAACAGAACUCUAACUGCAAAGCCAAAAUUUAUUAGAAAAUGCACUGCAACUUAUUUAUGUCGAAUGGUGAUGGACAACCAGGGGAUCAUGUAUACCUCCUAUUUGAAAAAGAAUUUCAUCAACUCUUGGAACUCAUCCCAGCCAUUUGAGGAGCAGCGUUUUCUUGAGUUUGCUGGACUGAUGAAUAUUGUAAGGACGUUUACUUUCGCCUUGGACCAAAAUGGAAUGCUAUGGAUAACGGUGUUUGAUGCAGAUAGAAAGCCAAGAUUCAGGCUUUUGAAGGCUGCAGUCGGUUCGAAAUCCUCCAAGGCCUCGCCAGGUACGCCAGUAAUUCCGAAUAUCCUUUCCCAAAACCCCAAACCAUCGCAUGUUGCCAUUACAGAACGACCCAGCUUUUUUCACCAAUAUCGGCUGUAUAUCAUCAUCCUGAUCUGCUUCAUCGUGCUUUGCGUCGUCUUGUCGAGUCUUAUCAUUUUAUGGCGCAUCCUGAGAAAGAAGAGGACCAAUUCCCUUCCGCCAAACACCAACGAGGCCCUGCAAAUGUCCGUUUUCUGUGACAACCAGGAAGUCCAGGAUGACGAUUCGAGACCUUCAUCCGUUGCGGCCAGUUGCGAUGACAUCGGCUCCGCAGAAGGGCUAUACGCGGAAGUCAUACACGACCAGGUGGCUGCCACGCCCCCUUCUCCUGAUCUGUACGAGCGGCCGAUUAUUCUCAGCCCGCGAUCGGCGAGGAGAGUGAAAGCCUUGCCUGAGAGGCCGAGGAGUUUCGAGAAAUUUGGAGACGCGCCUCGAGCUCCAGUCCAGCUCGUCGACGUCGGCCCUGCUCAACCGGAAAAUCUGUACGAUGACGUGGCACCGGAAACUUCCAGGACAACACGUUGCGAAUGCACUUCUUCCGAGUCUGCGCAAUACCUGCAACUCUUUCCAUAAAAGCAAUAUCGAUGAAU